Schistosoma bovis is the source of this 1762-nucleotide messenger RNA. The record is from the annotation of a GenBank genome assembly. NCBI's taxonomy places the organism in Eukaryota, Metazoa, Platyhelminthes, Trematoda, Strigeidida, Schistosomatidae.
UUUAUAUAUUGUUAUAGUCCUCAACUUUUUUGAACAUAAACUUUUAUUUUAGAUUCAAAGUCCUGGAGAUAUUAUCAUUAUGCAUAGGCUUGUGAUAAAACAAUAUAAUGGUCGAAACCAAGGCUGCGGUUAUGGUGCAACAGGUUUCAGUGCAGCUGUAUUUUCAGGUGUUCAUUUGGAUCCAUUGACUCCUUUUAAAUCAAACACUCGAUGCACUUUUGGUGAUGAAGAGCUGAGAGUGAUAGAACGCUUAAGAGAGUGGUAUAUCUCUCCUAACUGCCCAGUUGAAAGGGAAAAUAUACAAAUUUCAUCCGAACAAGGUGGUAAUGAAGUAUGCCGAACUAUUACAUCUGGAAUAAAAAGACUUGAUCUUCUGAAUGGAGAAGAAUAUUGCACAAUUGAAGGACAGAUUAUCAGUAUUUAUAAUUCUGUGGAAAUUGAUAAUCGUAUUGUUCUAUAUAUAUGGGAUGGACCACAAUCUAAUAAUAAACAGAAUACUGUUUUUAUUGGUCUUUCUCAAGACCAUUUACUUCAAUUACUUCCUUAUUCUCAGCAUGAUCCUCAACUUGCUGCCUUAACAGGACACAAUUUACAACAAUGGAAUGAAAAUAUAGUGAAGAAUUAUGAAACAUAUAUCGAAGAAGAUUUAGAUAAAGUAUUGAAGUCAAAUUUUUCGUCUAAUUCAAUGGAAACUUUUCGUGAUUGGUCUGUCCCAAUUUCCAUCUAUGAUGAAUACGCUAUUAGUGAACCGAUUGUCAACAUUAAACCUGGUGAUUUGAUACGUAUUCAUAAUGUGCAUGUUAGUUGUAGUCGACAGAAAAAUGAUCAAUCUUGCGGCUUGCAAUUAAGAUUACAUGGUAACGGUCAUAAAUUUGGACGUGGAAUAAAACAUUUAGGUAAUAAAUGUUUACUAAUGAAUUAUUUGAACGAUACAUUAUUCACUUCGGGAGACGAUGCAAACAUAUUAGACGAAGCAAAUAGAUAUGGUCUCUUAGACAAUUUAAAAAGUGGAAUAAAUUUAAGACCUCCACUACUUAAACCAAAAUGUGAACUUUUGCCGUACGAGCUACAGUAUCCCCUCACUAUCUCACAAAUACGCAAUAUUCCUGUAGUAGUUAACGAAAAGCAAAGACAACUCAGUGAUUGGGAUUUAUUAUUUCCUAUACAAACAGAAUUUAUUCCACCUAUUCCUCCUGACAGUUGGCUAACCUGUACUGAUUUGCUACUCAGCUCAUCAGAUCUCAAUGUUGUUUACACCCGAUUAUGUGCUCGAGUAGUUGAUAUUGCUCCACUGGAUGUUAAAACGUUAAAAGAUUGCUUACUAUUAACAUGUAGUAAUUGUUCCUUUUCAAUCAGGGGUUCCAGUAUCUCUGAUAAUGAUGAAGCACUUUGCGAGUGUGGUUCUUGCUUAUCUAUUCUUCCUUUAUUCUUCCUUCAUUUAGAAGAUCCAUCCGGUAACUUAAUUUUAACUGUCACAGGUCAUAAUGCCAUUGGCUUAAUUAAUAGUUUAGUUGAUGAUGAUCUUAGACCAUGUAUCAAUAAUGAUGCAUGGUGGACGGGACUAAUAUUCGAGAUGAAAGAAUUACAGAAUAUUGGUAUAUCACCAGAUAAAAUAGUUCUUGAACAAUGUCGUCGAUUAUUGGGUCAGUGGAUUGAUGUUGCAGUUAAAAUAAGUUGGUCAAGGAAAUCCAUUCCAGGUAAUACAAACACCGAAAAUGACAAUGAUCUCCAGUUUCAUAUUAAUGAUUGGAAUUUUGUGUAG